CGCAAGUUAUUCUAGUCAGAAUCAGUAACCAACCCGUAGCGGAUAAAUCUCUGGCCGCAGCCACCAGCGGAUUGUAAAAGAAAAGGUGUAAGAUUUCAGGGAAUGUGUAACGUCAACUGCGUCUUAUUUGGCCAAUAGAAACGCGAUCAUGGCCUAUUAUUUGUGUGACAUUAGAUAAGGGAGUGCACCUUACGUCCCGGAGCAUGGCGGUGACGUAUUCUGCUUUACAGCAUCCAGUUUGAUGCUGUGAGAUAUCGCUCGGAAACGAUGGAUUCACCUCGCCGUUUUCUGGACACGGACGACUUCAAUGAAAACGCGACAUCCCGCGGUUUGAAUGAAGCGACAGGGUCCGGCGCCAUGGUAACCAGCGCGUUAAGAAACGAUCUGGGCUCAAACAUUCACGUGUUAAAGACCUUAAAUCUCCGCUUUCGCUGCUUCCUUUCCAAAGUACACGAGCUCGAGCGCAGAAAUAAGUUAUUAGAGAUCCAACUCCAGCACGCCCAGGAGAAGUCCCAGUACCGGCUCCUGUUUUGCCGGGAUCAAGCGGUCCAGACGAACCUCGAGCUGCCUUUUGCGGACAGACUGUGUCAUUCAAGACUGCCCGGUCGGAUUUGGAAUUUCUCCCACACCGGCAGAUACGGAGGACGAUACGAGACCCAUCACGGGCCCGGAGUGUCUUGGGUUCAUCCAGAUGGUGUCGGAGUUCAAAUUGACACCAUCACACCUGAACUCAGGGCCUUGUAUAACGUUUUGGCCAAAGUCAAGCGAGAAAGAGACGAGUACAGGAGAAGAUGGGAGGAGGAGGUAUCCAAACGUCAGCAAAUGGAGUCCUUGGUGGAGACCUUACAAGAGACCGUUCAGUCAUCUGAAGCUGUUCAAGAAGAACUGAAUGACAAGAUGGAUCGUCUUAAAUCUGAGCUGGUGGUCUUCAAAAGCCUCAUGCCUCACGAUGCAGUGUCUGACUUGGACACUAAAAUCCAGGAGAAAGCCAUGAAGGUUGAUAUGGACAUCUGUAGACGCAUUGACAUCACAGCCAAGCUCUGUGACGUAGCACAACAGAGAAACUCUGAAGACGUGUCCAAAAUAUUACACAGCGGUCCAUCCAGAGCUCCUCCAGAGCAGAAAGGGGGUAUGGUAUGUAGGAAAAAGGAGUGUAAGGCUAUGUCAGAGGAGCGAGGGGAGACAGACGCUAAUCCUGGUCCUAUUGAGGAGGAGAUGUCUGGAUCCCUCAACAUCACUGAUGAGAUGAAGCGCAUGCUUAACCAGCUAGGUUGCUCAGCUAAUUGGUUUGUUGGCAGGCGGGAAACUUUCGAGUUGGACGAUGACUGUGACAGUCUGGCAUGGGAGGAGACAGAAGACACUCUUUUGCUUUGGGAUGAUUUUAGCAACUACCACAGUCUGAACUUAACCCCUAACACCACAGCUGCUACUGGCUCGGUUACCACGGUGACCUCCGUCUCCGACUCCCAAGGAGAAUCCCAUGAGCAGGACAAAAGUCUAGGAAGUCUUAUAAAUGAAACAGAGUCCCUCUUUAAGACCAGAGAGCAGGAGUAUCAGGACACCAUCGGACAGAUUGAACUGGAACUGGCCACGGCCAAGAAUGACAUGAACAGGCACCUGCAUGAGUACAUGGAGAUGUGCAGUAUGAAGAGAGGGCUGGAUGUGCAGAUGGAGACCUGCAGGAGACUCAUCCAGGGCACGGCCACCACCGGCAGACAUUCUCCCUCACUCAGCUCUGUGGCCAGUAGUGAUUCAGGAAACACGGAUGAUAUUCAGGAUGAACUGGAGCAGGAUAAAGUUAAAGACGGAGAGAAAGAAGGCCCGGUGGAGAUGAACGGAGAAGUUAGAUGAUGAUCGGUCCUUUGUGCGAACCAGCCCAUUUUUAGGGACUCUGGUCACAGUUUUUUACACAGUAUGGAUGAGUGUGGAAUUUUAGAUUUCCAAAGAGCAAGUAUCGGUGCUUUAUAUGCCGUGUAGAGCGUGAGCAGCCUUCAUCAGCACUGCCAAGGCAUGGCUUCACAGUCUUCCUAUAUAGCUUUAACUGCAUUCACAAUACUCUUAAAUGUGAGGUCACACUCUUUACACUGUGAUAGAAAACAUGCACAUACAGUUGUGUUAAAUGCAAAAUUUCGGUUAUCAUGAAUCUUAAAGGCAGGUUGUCACUAAAUAGAUGACAUAAUAUACACUGAAUUAUACAAUUAUAAAUGCAACACUUGUUUUUGCGCCCAAUUUUUAUGAGUUUUUAAUGUAAACAAAAGGACUAUGUCUCUAAAAUAUUGUUCACAAAUCUGUCUAACUCUAUCCACCUCACAGGUGUAGCAUAUCAAGAUGCUUAUUAGACAGCAUUAUUAUUGCACAGGUAUGCCUUAGGCUGGCCACAAUAAAAGGCCACUCUAAAAUGUGCAGUUUUACUGUAUUGGGGGUCAGUAUUUGGUGUGACCACCAUUUGCAAAUUUGUUCAGUGUAUUUUAUACCCAUUCUCAGUUUAAAGUCAACAUGAAGUGCUAUUUAUAACCAAUUUUAUUUUGGAGUCAAACAAAAUAUUAAAACAAAUGUAAAACAGGACUUUUUUAUUUGUCAGGAAUUGAUUGUUAAACAUGGACGUUUUAUAACUUAAAUGCAAUUUUUCAAAGAGUAUAUAGUAAGUGUUUUUAUGUGUGUAUAGGAACAUGCUAUAAGAAAGUAAAUAGUAUAAAUUUUGAUUUCAUGUUGACUUUAAAUUACAGAUUAACAUACACUAUAAGUAUUACACUACUGCAAGCUCUGAAAUAAGUUAAAGUUUUACACUCAAAAUACUGAAUAAAUCACUUAUUCAAAUACUAUGGGGCAGUUUCCUGGAUAGGGUUUAGAUUAAUCCAGGAUUAGAACAUUUAAGUAGCUUUACAAACAUACAGCAAAAUAUUACUGGUGUGAUGAGACAAAAAAGGCACUGCUUUUUUUAAGAUAUGUCAGUGCAAGAUGUUCAUGCAUUUCAAACAUGCAUUUUAGUCUGGUACUAGGAUAAACCCUGUCCAGGAAACCACCCCUAAAUCUGUUUAGAUGGGGUUUGUACCACUGUUGCUCAACUAAACCUCUAUGCACUGUGAUUUAUGCAAUACUUUAGCCUGGAUUAAUCUUACCUUUUUUGCUUUUUUGUCCCCAACUGCAGUUUUUCCGCAUAUUUGAUAGUAUUAGGCAAGUGUUUGGAAAGAAGAUGUCAAAAUAGCAGUCAAACCCAUGUGCCUACCGAUAUGCUGUAUACAGUGUCUCAGUUGCCUUAUUAUGUGUUUUCUAUACAACAUCUGAAUACAUCCUUGGCUCUGUUAUAAACCAUUAAGUCAUAUAUGAACCCUAAAUCAUAGCUGUUUAACAGAUAGACAUGCAUUUUGUGUCUGAAAUGUUAAGUGUGUUUUGGAAGAUCUCAAGAUUUGGAGCCAUACAAAUGUAUUGGAUGGUUUGGUCAAAUUUGCAUAAAAAAAGCUAUUUGUAAUUACUUGCAUUUCUGUAUAUGGGGCAUUCUCAAGAAACGUAGAAAAAUGUUUUGAAAAUGUAAAAAAAAUAACCAAAUAACCUUAACCGGUGACUCCACCAGAAGGGUUUUAAAUGGUUAUAACCCUGUCAUUUUCCAAGUAAGUGUAUGUGUGAUAUAUUUGAAACAAUAAAUACUGUAAAGCAUUCUGGUGGUAUCACUCAGGUUCCUUGUGCCUUAAAUAUUUGUUAUAAUUAUCAAAAAUAUCUUAUUACAAUCGAAAGACAAAAACUAAGACGUAUCGCUUUUUUCUUUUAAAAUGUUUAAUGUUUGGAUACAUUCAAAAUGUUGGGGUUGAAUGUACAGAUCAAUUCAAAACAAUCACAUUAUUUACAUUACACAAAAUGUAUUACUAUUCUCUUUAUUUCUGGAUCUCUUUAAAAACAAUGCCAGAAAAAUCAAACCAAUUUCAAUGAGGAAAAGAUGACAGCAUAACUGGAUUUCACAGAAAACUAAAUGCAAUUUGGAAACGAAAAGAUUUUACAUUUUUAAAGUUUAGCACCUGAGUAUUAUGGCACCUGAGAAUGACCCCUCCCUUUCUUCCCUACCUCUCUAUAUAUGUUCUUGGCUUUAUUACUCACCAGAGGGCCAGGACAUUGUAAUUUUUGUCAAUUUGUUUUAUUUUUUAUGUAUGAGGUGUUCAUGUUAACAGAAGACUCUAUUCAUUUAAUCAUUUUUAUUCA
Misgurnus anguillicaudatus (oriental weatherfish) is the source of this 4191-nucleotide messenger RNA. RefSeq names its product intermediate filament family orphan 2a (gene iffo2a). Lineage: Eukaryota; Metazoa; Chordata; Actinopteri; Cypriniformes; Cobitidae. The record is from RefSeq and is a predicted model, not a curated record.